Drosophila guanche is the source of this 5032-nucleotide messenger RNA. It is a transcript of the gene cv-2, whose product is annotated as BMP-binding endothelial regulator protein. The transcript is spliced from 7 exons. Bases 1509 to 3773 code for a protein of 754 amino acids. Lineage: Eukaryota; Metazoa; Arthropoda; Insecta; Diptera; Drosophilidae. The record is from RefSeq and is a predicted model, not a curated record. Gene Ontology annotation, molecular function: protein binding.
UUCAGUUCGACGAGAGCCGGCGAACGGAACGCAACACGCAAACAAAUCGUAAGAAGAGAAAAGCAAAGCAAAGCGAAAAGCGCCAGAAACUGUCGUCGCGUCGCCGCUGGUUUGGCCCGGAAAACACACACAAAACAGUCUUUGCACGGGUGAAAAUUGCGCGCGCGUCCGAGUGUCAACUGCUGAUCGGUCCGCUGAUUGUAGAGCACCCAACCCAUUCACCAGUUUCGCCCCAAAGCGUAAUAUUCCCACAAUCGAAUUUCGCCAAAAAACGUAAAUUCAAAAAUCCAAAAAUUGGACAACAAAAAGGGCAUCGUCGACGAAGCCAGUAUCAACGGAGCUGCUGUUCAGCUGUGAUUUCUGCGUGUUUCCCUGACUGAGUUUUCCCUGAGUUGUUUUCCCCUGUUUUGUUUAUGAUCUGAGAGACCCACAAAGGGGCAUUUCCAUUGUGCGCGGCGACAAAAGCAACAAAUUGGCGCGCAAUUUCAUUCUAUUCUCCCCGCGAUUCCCAAUUCUCAAUCUCAAUUCUGAAUGCAAAUUGCACUCGCGACACACAAAUUGAACCUUUGACAGGCGGCAGGGCAGAGGCAGCAGCAGCAGCAGCAGCAGAAGCAGAGACAACGCGUCGUAUGCGUAGUCCGUGGAGCGGCCUGGAAGGAGGAGGUAGGAGGAGCUGUAGUAUCACUCUAUGAGGAGGGAAGCUAGAAACGUGUGUGAAAAAAAAGUACGAAAUAUCGAAAUCAAAAUCAAAAUCAAAGUAGAAAUGGAAAUGAAAGGCGUGCGCAGGCUUCAAUAAAUUAUGCGUUUCUGAGGAGCGAGAAUUAUUCUUCUCGCCUGCGUGGAGUGGAGUGGAGUGGAGUUCUGAGUUCUGAGUUCCGUGUCCGUGUCCCCCCUCUUGCCGCACUGUCUUGUGCCAGAGAGAAGAGAGACACACACACAAAAGAGAAGGCAAUUGAAAAUGCGAUUCAUAUCGACACCAACAGCAACAACUACAACAGCUCCAGCAAUCUCGAUAGAAGCAACAACUAGAAGAAUAACUACGAGUGCGAGUACAGCAACAAUUACAACAAGCUCAGCAGCAGAAGCAACAACUGUGGCUUGGCUACAACACCUGCCCUGCACCGCCAGCCCCCGCAGCCGCAGCCGCAGCCUGAGGCUCGACACCAACCCAAACCCCACCCCCAACCCAGAAGUGAUCCACGGGCGAGAGAAGGCAACAACAUGUCAAGCAUAAUUAAUUUCCGAUUCUGUUGUUACGAGCACUGCCGCCAAUUUCUGGCACCACCCGCCGCCCCGUCUGGGUCUGGAAGCGCCCCCGAUCUGGAAGUGUAAUUACGGUCAUAAUUCACCGGAGCAACUGCAACAAGCAACAGCAAUAGCAACAACCACAACAACGGGAAGAGCACCCACCACUGGACAGACAUUCGCAGUACUUUGCAGGAAGAACAAUUCAAGGAAGAGCAUUGGAGGCCGAAAAACUAAUAGAGAUUUCUGAAGAACUCGAUCGAAUGGUGAAAAUGUGUUGCAAAUCGAGUGGCAAGUGGAAACCUUGUGGCCCGUCUCCCAGCGGACAGCAGCCAGAAUCAACAUCAACAUCAACAUCAACAUUGAGGCGGCAAACACAUUGCAGAACGAUUCUCGCACUGAUCCUGCUCUCGAUGCUCCCACUGCAGACGACGACUGCCGCCGGAGUCGGGGAUAGUCUUCAUGGCGAUCUUCUGUCUUGCUCGGUCGAGGGAGAGGAGGUUCUGACGGGCAUCCAGAACUCCAAGUGCUUCAAGUGCAUCUGCCAGAAUGGCUUUGUGAACUGCGCCAAGACAUGUCCGGCCAUCGACGACUGCUACCUGCUGGAGUCCAAGCUGGAGGCGAGCGACCCCUGUUGCCGCAAGUGUAAAGGUUGCAUCUUUCGUGGGCUGCCCUAUGCGAGUGGCGCCGAGUGGAGCGACCCGGAGGAUCCCUGCAAGACGUACAAGUGCAUCGCUAGUGUUGUCACCGAGACAAUACAAAAGUGUUAUUCACAGUGCGACGACAACCAGCUGCAGGCGCCGCGUCCCGGCGAGUGCUGUCCCACCUGUCAGGGUUGCAAGAUCAACGGACAGACGGUGGCCGAGGGCCAAGAGGUCGUCGCCUCGAUCGACGAUCGCUGCUUGGUCUGCCAGUGCGGCGACAACCAAUUGACUUGCGCCAAAAUGACCUGCCCCAUUCUGCAGUGCCCCAAGACGAAGCAGAAGCAGCACCCCAACGAGUGCUGCCCCCGCUGCACGGAGCAGCGGGUCUUCAUACCAGUGACAGGAAAGUGCAUCUUCAACAACAAACUCCACUAUGACAAGACGCAGUUCAUGCCGGAUCGCUGCACCAACUGCACGUGUCUGAAUGGCACCUCCAUCUGCCAGCGGGCCACGUGCCCCAUCCUGGAGUGCGCCCCCGAGUUCCAGGAGGACGACGGCUGCUGUCCCCGCUGUGCGGUGGCCGAGGUGCGCAGCGAGUGCAGUCUGGAGGGGAUUAUCUACAAGAACAACGAGACGUGGAACAUGGGCCCCUGCCGGAGCUGUCGCUGCAACGGCGGCACGAUUCGCUGCUCGGAGAUGCGCUGCCCCGAGGUGAAGUGUCGGGCCAACGAGGAGCUGAAGCUGCCGCCGGGCGAGUGCUGCCCGAGGUGUGUGGAGACGGCGGGCACCUGCACCGUCUUCGGGGAUCCGCACUUCAAGACCUUCGACGGGAAGUUCUUCAGCUUCCAGGGCAGCUGCAAGUACCAGCUGGCCGCCGACUGCCAGGGCCACAGCUUCCACAUUCGGCUGACGAACGACGGACGCGGCACGAAGCGCUCCAGCUGGGCCAAGACGGUGACCCUCAAGCUGCACAACCUGCGCAUCAAUCUCGGCCAGAAGCUGCGCGUCAAGGUGAACGGAACGCGGGUGGUGCUGCCCUACGCGGGCCGUGCCGGCGACCAGAACGUGACCAUCGGGCGGCUGGCCGAGGGUGGUGGCGUCCUGCUGCGCUCGGAGCUGGGCCUGGCCAUCGAGUGGGAUGGCAGCGGCUUCCUGCAGGUCUCGGUGCCCGCUCACUUCAAGCACCGGAUGUGCGGCCUGUGUGGCAACUUCAAUGGCAGCGGGCGCGACGAUCUCACGGGACGCGACGGGCGUCAGCACGGCGACGACGAGGUCUGGCACUUUGCCAACUCCUGGAAGGUGGGCGGCCCCAAGUCCUGCUCCCGCCCACGCGAGAACAUCGCCGCCCUGCCCACGUGCAACAAGCGGCGGUCGAGCUUCUACUGCCAGCCGCUGCGCGUCUCGGAAGUAUUCGGACACUGUGAUAGUAGGCUUAAUCCCAUCAACUACAUCGACUCCUGCCGCAUGGACGUCUGCGAGUGCCCCUCGGGCAGCUGCCACUGUGACAGUUUCGCGGCCUACGCCCACGAGUGCCGCCGCCUCGGCGUCCAGCUGCCCGACUGGCGCACGGCCACCAACUGUCCCGCUGGCUUCAGGCGGAAUGCCACACUCGCGAACUUCCUGGACAACGAGUACUACGGGGACAGCUUGAGGCGGUUUCCCGGUCCAAACUCCUUCAAGGGAAGGCGACGCAAGCAGCAGCAGCAGCAGCACCUUCAGCAUCUCCAGCAGAGCAGGAGCAGGCAGGGCCAGCAUCAGCAUCAGCAUCGUCAGCACCAAAAGCAGAAUCAGCUUCUGGACAAUGAGUUCAUCAAGAAGCAUGUCCCCAGCAGCCUGCUGCUGCAGCAGCGUGCGCCGGAUCGCACGCCGCCGCCACUCCACUGAGGGAGAGAGAGAAAGAGUCGCUGCGCUUCUGCUCUGCCAUAAGUUACGACACACACACACGCACACACGUACACUCUGACUCGCACAGAUAGACUCUCCCACACUUUUCGUAGCAUACUUUUAGUGGCGAGAGAGGGAGAGAGUGGGGAAACUUUUAGUUGAAUUCGCUCCCAUGACAGACAGACAGACAAACACGACAGACACGACAGACCCAGGCAGCAGUAUUACGCUGAAGCAUUACGUACAGUCAGUCCCCUGGCAACAGGCAGAUACAUGCAUAAAUAUAUACAUGCUAUAUACACAGAUAUAUAAUGUACAUGGGGAUACAAUGCACUAUCCAUCAAUGAAACUCAUCCUCCAACUGUCGCCAUUUCGCAUAGAGCCUAAGUUUUAUUUAUUUUAGCUUUAGUAAAGGAAUUUUCUUGAUUAGAUCAAACAUGGAUGUAUUUUAAAUGGGAGUAAUCUGCCCCAAAUAGUGUUGUGUGUGUGCCUGAUUUUGUAUUUGUAUUUGUAUUCCUGUAUGCGUGUGUGUGCACUAAGUUUUGUACUCUCCUAGCAUGGCCUCGUGUACUUAGAGUUAGCGCCAAAAAAAACCUAGCUAAAGUUUGCUUAAAAUUUAAGCCCUAAGCCUAAGUUCCCCACACCCCUAGAACAGCACCUGGAACAGCUACUGCUACAAUACCUACUACAUACGUAUGAGAAUAGCACAAAACAGUAUUUUUUGCUUAGUUAGAACCCCCCUAUCCGGUCUGGAUCCUACUCUCCAACCUUGCUCUAGACCCGCUCAAAGACGAAGGACAAUCCAAUUUUCAGCGCCGCUUAGCCUUAACCUAGCCCCCGUUUACUUUUUACCCCCAAAACUGUGUUAAUAUUUAUAAACCCCACAUACAUAUACCAUGCGAAACUACUUCUACUACUCCAACUACUCGUAUUUAUGCACUUACUCCUAAUUGUAACUCGUAAACGCAGUCCCGAUGGAAUCAUCCCGAGGGAUGCUCUUUGCCAUUUCUCACUUAUAGUUGCAGAUUAAUCGAGUUGAAUGAACCUUAAUGUAAUUUACCUAACUAUAAACAUACAAGAUACAAGAUACAAGACACUUCUUGAAAUAUACUUAGUAGUCGAUGGCUGGAUCUGUACAUUUGCCAGACAAGACAAAUAUCCUAAGAGAGGAGGAAAGAACAAACGGACAAGCCCAAUGCAACAGCCAAAUUGCAAAUGGAUGAUGAAAUGAAAUUGAAAUAUACGAAAAACAAAGCUAA